Loa loa (African eye worm) is the source of this 300-nucleotide messenger RNA. RefSeq lists its product as hypothetical. Lineage: Eukaryota; Metazoa; Nematoda; Chromadorea; Rhabditida; Onchocercidae. The record is from RefSeq and is a predicted model, not a curated record. The transcript is spliced from 5 exons. The coding region runs from base 1 to 300 and encodes 99 amino acids.
AUGGCUUACAAUUACAAUGGAACCGGAAAACGAUUGAAAAUGAAUGGAUAUGAACAGGGGGUCAUUCUGGACCUGAUGCGUGGAACAAGCUGGAUUGAAGGGUUCUUCGAGGCGAUAGAGGGCAUAUGUUUAUCGUCUCCAAAACUUGCCAGUGAGUACUACGCUGCACUUAUCCUCGAAAUAGCAAUCUACUGGAAGCAGCAAACUCUGUGCUGUUUACCUUUGCUAAAUGGUGCCGGACGAAAAAAAAAAAGACUUCUUGGCGUUUCGGCACCCGGGUCACAGCGUGCUAAAGCAUAA